Molecule: messenger RNA, 1881 nt
Organism: Brachypodium distachyon (stiff brome)
Lineage: Eukaryota; Viridiplantae; Streptophyta; Magnoliopsida; Poales; Poaceae
Product: cytochrome P450 84A1
Exons: 2
Coding region: 127-1749 (540 amino acids)
Biological process (GO): lignin biosynthetic process
Molecular function (GO): iron ion binding; monooxygenase activity; heme binding
Source: RefSeq, a predicted model, not a curated record
UUCAGUGCUAGUUAAUCUUUCCUUGUAAAACGAAAUGACCCAAUCGACUAUAAAUAAGCUCCCCAUUCCUCUUCCAUUUCUCACCAGCACAACAAUCCCUUAAGCUAUUACCAAGCUCCAACGACAAUGGCAAACAACAUGAUGCAGCAGUUGUUCCAGGCCGAGUACUACUCCUCCUCCUCAUCCCUUCUUCUUCUUCUGUGGCUCGCACUGGCCGCCGCCACUCUGUCAGUCCCACUGCUGCGCCUCCGUCUGACACCUCGGGGCCCACCGCUGCCACCAGGACCAUGGCCGUUGCCGGUCAUCGGCAACAUGCUGAUGAUGGGCCGGCUGACGCACCGUGGGCUGGCGGCGCUGGCGGGCCGGCACGGCGGCCUCUUCCACCUCCGGCUGGGCCGCGUGCACGCCGUGGUGGUCUCUUCCCCGGCCCACGCGCGCGAGGUGCUCAGCGUCCAGGACGCCGCCUUCUCCGGCCGCCCGGCCAGCGCCGCCGUGGCCUACCUGACCUACGGCCGCGCCGACAUGGCCUUCGCCCCCUACGGCCGCUUCUGGCGCCAGGUGCGCCGGCUCAGCUCCACCAGGCUCUUCAGCAGCCGCCGCAGCCAGUCCUGGCUCGCCGUCCGCGACGAGUCCGCCGCGCUCGUCCGCGCCAUUGCUGAGAGCUCGGGCUCCGGUGGUGAGGUUGUGGAUGUCGGGGAGCUCAUGUUCGUGCUCACGAAGAAUGUCGUGUUCCGUGCGGCGUUCGGUGCUGGAGAGUCCCGUGGGCGGCGGCAGGAGGAGCUUGUGGAACGGCUGCAUGAGUUCUCUGAGCUCAUGGGGGUGUUCAGCGUCGGCGACUUCUUCCCGUGGCUCCGGUGGGUGGAUGGGCUACGCGGCGUCAAUGGGAGGCUGCGUAGGGCGAGGGGCGGCUUGGAUGAGCUGGUUGAUGGGAUCAUUGAUGAGCAUGUGGAGGGGAAGAAGAGGAAGGGUGACGUGGAUGCUGACAUGGUGGAUGACAUGUUCGCGUUCCUCGACGACGACGACCUGGCCGCUGCCGGGAAGAUCAAGGAUGACGGGGACAACGACGACGACGGCCUCCGGCUUACCAGGGACAACAUUAAGGCGAUCAUAAUGGAUUUCAUGUUCGGCGGGACGGAGACGGUGGCGGCGGCGAUGGAGUGGGCGAUGGCGGAGCUGCUGCGAAGCCCCAACGACCUCCGCCGCGUCCAGCAGGAACUAACAGAGACUAUCGGCCUGGACCGCACCGUGGAAGAGACCGACAUCAACACGCCAGACAGCCUACCCUUCCUAAGAUGCAUCGUGAAGGAGACGCUCCGGCUCCACCCGCCGGUCCCGCUGCUCCUUCACGAGUCCAUGACAGACUGCGUCGUGGGCGGGUACACCGUGCCAAGGAGGUCCCGCGUGAUCGUCAACCUGUGGGCCAUCGGCCGGGACCGGUCGGCGUGGGGGCUCGACGCCGACACGUUCCGACCGGCGCGGUUCGUGGGGGAAGCGGCACACGUGGACCUCAAGGGCGGGUGCUUCGAGCUCCUGCCCUUUGGGUCCGGGCGCAGGGCGUGCCCGGCCAUGGUGUUCGGGAUGUACGAGAUGGAGCUCGCCCUCGCGCGCCUCCUCCACGCCUUCGAGUGGGCGCUGCCCGACGGGGUGAAGCCGGAGGAGCUCGACAUGGGCGACGUGUUCGGGCUCACGUUGCCCCGUGCCGUCAGGCUCCGUGCCGUGCCCAAGCUCCGCCUCACUUGCUCGCUCUGAUUUCGAGUUUCAUCUGUACUGUAAUGUAGGCUUUAUUAUUUGGCUGCGGCAGAGAGAGUGCUUCUGAAAUUGUUGUCUCUGGAGUCUGGAGUCGAUGAACCUAGCCGCUGUGUAAUGCGUAAGCCGCGUUGU